This is a messenger RNA of Lachancea lanzarotensis, 3762 nucleotides long. Its product is annotated as LALA0S01e01574g1_1. Gene Ontology annotation, cellular component: membrane. The record is from RefSeq and is a predicted model, not a curated record. The coding region runs from base 1 to 3762 and encodes 1253 amino acids. Gene Ontology annotation, molecular function: ATP binding; ATP hydrolysis activity; ABC-type transporter activity. Lineage: Eukaryota; Fungi; Ascomycota; Saccharomycetes; Saccharomycetales; Saccharomycetaceae. The transcript has a single exon.
AUGGAUAUUGAGCUUGUUGAGAAUGAGCUAUCGUUUGCCACAGCCCCCCGGGUCUCAGUAGAUGUUCGCAAGCUAUCGGUUAUCGGCCCCAAAAAUGUGGCCAUUGUGCAAGACAUCUCGAUGAAAAUUCCUAGUGGUUCUAUCAUGGCAAUCAUAGGAGGCUCGGGAUCUGGAAAAACUACGCUUUUGAAUGUACUGGCUUCUAAAAUUCCCAGAAAUUUGAAAUAUACCGGUUCCUUUAACUACGUCCCUGAUGCAGCGCAGCAAAAUGUCAUUUCAGUAGAAUCAUCUCCGGUACAUAAUUCUCGUUGUACAACUGCUUACUUAACACAGCAAGAUGUGCUUUCCCCAAGAUUAACCUGCCUUGAAACUUUGCAGUACGCUGCUGAUCUCAAGCUCGGCGUCAGCAAGAAGGAGCGCCAAGUUUUGGUCAAUGAAUUGAUCGCUGAGUUGGGAUUACGUGAUUGUGCCGAAACACUUGUGGGAGAUCCUCGUCACCCGGGGCUUUCAGGUGGGGAGAAGCGCAGACUCAGCAUCGGAGUACAGAUGAUUUCAAAUCCAUCACUUCUGUUUUUAGAUGAGCCUACAACGGGCUUGGACGCUUACUCCGCUUAUUUGCUGGUCAAAACGCUUCGAAAGUUGGCACAUGAAGGAGGGAGAACCUUCGUCAUGAGCGUUCAUCAACCACGAGCGGAUAUCCUCUUCCUUUUGGAUCAGGUUUGUAUUCUAUCGAAGGGCUACAAUGUCUAUUGUGAUGACGUUGUGAAAAUGGUGCCGUAUUUCAGACAGCUGGGAUUCAAGGUCCCAGAGCAUGUUAAUCCUGCAGAUUAUUUUGUUGAUAUAUGCAGCGUUGAUACGAGAUCUGAGGAACUUAAGCAACAAACCUCGGAUAGACUCAAGAAGCUCAUAGAAAGCUGGCAAGAGCCGCAAAAUGAGAUCAAGUUCAUUGAAUUGAAUAUGGCUUAUUCACUUUCUGUGAUGCCCCAUGUUUCAUUUUCAACACAAGUUAGAGUGCUCACGAGGCGAGCGUUCAAGGUCAAUUGGAGAGAUCCGAUGACCACCGCAGCACUCUUACUCGAACCUGUGUUGGUUGGUGUAAUCACUGGAUGGAUUUUCUAUAAACCUGAUCCCACCUCAGCCAAGGGAAUAAGGACUUUUACAUCAGCACUAUAUUCCGCGGCGGCAUUGCAGGGUUAUCUUUUUCUACUAUUUGAGAUUUAUCGACUUUGCGAACAAGACAUUAAAGUUUACGAUCGCGAAAGGGCCGAAGGCUGUGUAACACCUUGGUCUUUUGUUAUCGCCCGAAGACUAGCAAAUUUUCUAACCGAAGAUUUGGCAAUACCUUUACUAUUCUCGCUUGUUACAUUUUUCAUGUACGGGAUGCAUGCCGAAGCAAAAUCAUUCUUCACCUUUUUUUCGGUAGUGCUACUAGUUCAUCAGUGCUCUACGUCCUUUGCCCUUGUUGCAGUUGCAAUUUCUCGAGACUUUUCUAAAGCUUCACUGGUGGGUAAUCUCAAUUACACUUUACAAUCAAUGGCAUGUGGAUUUUUCGUUAACGCUAAACAAAUGCCUGUUUAUGUCAGAUGGACGAAAUACAUCGCCUAUCUAUGGUGUGCAUUCGGGGCCAUGAUGUCCAAUGGGUUUGCCGACCUCACUUGUGAGUCUGAGCAGAGGGAGGCAUGCGUCGGCAAUAUGGUGCUGAAUAGCCUUGGGAUCCCACGAGCCUGGAGGACAGUCCCAAUUAUAAUAAUUUUUUGCUGGUCGAUUGGAUUCUAUGCUGUUGCAGUAUUGAUAUUCCAGCUAAAAACAGUCGACGUAAGUCUCGCUAAACAGGUCGAAAGCAGUAAGACUGCUUCAAAAACUACCAGGGACAACACGCCAGAUUUGGAAUCAAAUACUCUUGGCUCGAGUUCUUCGCUUCAAGAAGCCCUGCAAGUUGAAAUUCGAUCUCUCAACAUGAAAAUCCGGAUAAGACGAACCUGGACGACCAUCAAAGCAGCCCAGAAUUCUCCAGAUAAUAUCGCCAUUUUGAACAACAUCAAUGCUGUUUUCAAGCCCAACACCAUUAACGCAAUAAUGGGUCCCUCCGGCUCAGGAAAGUCCACACUACUCAAUAUAUUAUCAGGGAAAGUUCGGUCAAAGUUUUGGACAUCGGUGGACACAACAGGGACUAUUCACCUGAACGGAACCCAAGUGUCUGAACAAAUGCUGAAAGGUUUAUGUUCCUUUGUUCCGCAAGAUGACGACCACUUGUUGGCACAACUCACCGUCAAGGAGACAUUAUCUUUGGCGGCGGAUUUGAGAUUGUCAGCUCUCCGAUCAGAGGAGCGCAUCUCAAGAGUGAACGAAAUAAUCUCAGAGCUAGGCUUGAAACAUUGUGAAGACACACUAGUUGGAAGCGAGCUUUUAAAGGGGAUAAGUGGUGGUGAGAAAAGAAGAGUGUCUAUGGGAAUUCACCUUCUAACAGACCCGUCAAUAUUAUUGCUCGACGAACCUACUUCUGGGCUAGACAGUUUUACUUCUUUCAAGAUUUUAGAGGUCCUGAGCAAUAUCAGCAAAAAGCCGGGCAAAACAGUCAUCAUUAGCAUCCAUCAGCCGCGCGCAGAGGUAUUCCAACAGCUGGGGAACAUAUUGUUGCUGGCCAAAGGUGGCCGCGUGGUGUACAAUGGAGGGCCACUUGACAUGAUUGACUAUUUUCGACGCCUUGGAUUUGAAUGCCCCCCUCUGACCAACGUAGCGGAUUAUUUUCUGGACAUGGUAUCUGUAAAUACCCAGAAUGAUAUCAACGAGUCAAAUUCUCGGGACAGGGUCGAAUUGCUGCUUUCGAACUGGGAUUUGGAAGCAAACGAACUGGCUACCUGCGGUAGCAAAUUGAAGCACGAAGGGUUUGUAGUGGAAGGCCGCGGUCGGAAAAAAGCACCCUUUCUUGUGGCCUACAAAGUUUGUGUGAGACGUCAAGCCAAGACAAUCAGGCGUAAUAUGGAAUCUUUGAGUGCCAGGUUAGCGCAAAUUCCAGGCGUUGGCAUUAUACUUGCUCUUUUUUUUGCACCAAUCAAACACGACUAUGCCAGUAUCUCCAAUAGGCUCGGCCUGGUUCAACAGUCUACAGCUUUGUAUUUCACUGGUAUGCUGACGAACCUUGCGUGCUAUCCUAGUGAACGAAACUAUUUCUAUCGGGAGUUCGAUGAUAACGUUUAUGGAAUCACACCUUUUUUCCUCGGUUACAUGACGCUGGAGAUCCCUAUGGCUGCGUUUGCUUCCGCUUUGUUCGCGAUAUUUAUGGUGCUGGUAUGUGGUCUGAAUCGGUCUGCGGACAAUUUUUUUGUCACGAUGUACUGCAGCAUGGUCAUAUCAACUUGCGGCGAGGCUUUGGGAAUUAUCACCAACACUCUUUUCACCACCCCGGGUUUUGUAGUCACCGUUGUGUCGAUUGUUCUUACGAUAGGUUGUGUGAUGUCCGGUCUGAUGUCAUUGCAAAUGUCGCAAGUGCUACGAGGUUUCAACUAUUUGAGUCCGUUGAACUACACAUCAAUAGUUUUGAUCAAUUACGCGUUUCCGAACAAUCUCAAGCUAACAUGCUCGGACGGGGGCCGAAACGCGGACGGCUCGUGCCUUUUUUCAUCAGGUCCACAAGUGCUCGAGAGUUUCGACUUACAGCACGACACGGGUCACUAUCUAGGAAUUAUCAUAUGUGUUUGGUUUGCAUACCGAUUGAUUGCGUUCUUGAUCCUAAAGGCCAAGCUCGAAUGGAUAAGGUGGUAA